AUGGCAUACUCCAAUAUCCACUGGGUCUACCCAGUGCGCCUCGUACAGGCCCUGUUCGCUCUCAUCGUGAUCGGCUUGACUGGAUAUGUGGUCGGCUCGUGGUAUAACUGGUGGACCUACUCCAGUGCCGUGGAUUUCAUGCUCUUCCUCGGCUGUUGGACGGCGUUUCUGGCCGUACCCUACCUUGCCUGCGCGCCGCUGUGGUUCCCGCGCCUCGCACACCGGUUCGUCAUCCCCGCGGUCGAGGUGAUCACGAUGAUCUUCUGGUUCGCGGGCUUCAUUGCCAUCGCUGCGCUGCUCCCACCGGCGCCAGCGUGCCACGGGAGUAUCUGCAGCGCUCUUCAAGCGGCUACUGUGUUUGGGGCGUUGGAAUGGGCACUGUUUGUCGCGACCACCGUAUUCGCGAUCCUGGAGCUCAUGCAUUCCCGGAGUGGGACCAGUGUGAAGCCGGCCAACGCCCACGUCGGGGUUUAA
This is a messenger RNA of Penicillium lagena, 474 nucleotides long. Its product is annotated as MARVEL domain-containing protein. The transcript is spliced from 3 exons. The record is from RefSeq and is a predicted model, not a curated record. Gene Ontology annotation, cellular component: membrane. NCBI's taxonomy places the organism in Eukaryota, Fungi, Ascomycota, Eurotiomycetes, Eurotiales, Aspergillaceae. The coding region runs from base 1 to 474 and encodes 157 amino acids.